UCCCGUGCUUAUCUCAGAGCCAGAGCAUCCUACAUCCCAAAGCGCACCUUUCUUUCGCCUCAGAGCCUGAAGCAGCUUGUUGGUUGGUUCUGAAGGUUAAGAAAGUGGCCGAGAAGGAACAAAAAGCGCUGAUUGUUUUCCUUCUUGAGAGAAACAGAAGCUGAAGGAACUCCAUUGAGACAAGAAACACAUACAAAAUACAACCUAUUCAGCUUUCCCUGUCAGAAGAAAGAAGGCCUAAGACAAACAACCCUUCAAUCUCCAUGUGGCCCUUUUGUUGCUCCAUGAAAGAUUAAGAGUCCCCAAACAUGCGUGCUGACAGAAAUCAACAGACUGGUGUACAAACAAAUGGUGCCAUUUCCAGGGAUACAUGGUGACCUCGACAUGCAGAUCCACAUGAUUUCCCUGAGGAUAAAACUGCUUUUUAUGACCAAAGUUUUGUUCUGAUAAUCUUUCAGGUUUGGCAGGUGCUUUGACUCUGUGCUGCACUUGCUAUCUCUCUUCACCUCAUGUGUGAAACGAACUUCCUUAGAAUUGCUUAAAUCUUUUUGUCAAGCUUGCAUGUGUGUGAAGCUUAGUGCUCAGGGGGCAUCUAUUUACAAUAAAACUUGUAAAAGAAGAGGCAGCACAACACACGCUUCAAAAUGUGGACUUUUUUGGGCAUUGCAUCUUUCAUCUACGUCUAUAAGAAAUGUGGAGAUUUGCUGAGUUAUGCCAACAAGGAGGUGCUGAUCUCCAUGGCAGUGUUCUUCUCUCUGAGUUUGCUCCUCUCCCAUCGAUAUCGGACAUGGGGCCUCAAGCAGCAGAAGCAUGUGCAAGCGCACCAUGGAGCACUGUCUGGAUUCUUCGCCACCAUGCCGCUCAUUGGCUUUUUCUGGACUAAGUCCCACAAUGGAUCUUCAGAGGUGCCACAGCCUAAAUCCAGAAAGGAUAGAAGAGGGGCCAGUAUCUCAGCUGAGACUACAAGUGAGACAGCUACAGCCUCAACACUUUCUUCUCAGUAUGAUCCAGAGAUCAUCAUUGUUGGGUCUGGUGUGCUUGGUUCUGCUUUGGCAGCAGUGCUUGCAAGAGAUGGAAGAAAAGUGGCCAUCAUUGAGAGGGAUAUGAAAGAACCUGACAGGAUAGUUGGAGAACUGUUACAGCCUGGGGGAUGUAAUGCUCUGAAAGACCUGGGCCUAGAAGAAGCAGUAGAAGGAAUCGACUGCCACACAAUAAAUGGUUACAUGGUGCAUGAUCCUCAAAGCAAAACAGAGGUUGAAAUUCCUUAUCCAUCUACACCAGAUGGCCGAAUACAAAGUGGAAAAGCAUUUCAUCAUGGGCGUUUCAUUAUGGGCCUUCGAAAGGCAGCCAUGGCAGAACCCAACACAAAAUUCAUUGAAGGGACAGUAAUACAGUUACUUGAAGAAGAUGACUGCGUUAUUGGAGUUCUGUAUAAAGACAAGGAAACUGGAGACACAAAGGAGCUCCACGCACCUCUUACUUUUGUGGCUGAUGGCCUCUUUUCCAAGUUUAGGAAAAAUUUCGUCUCCAGCAAAGUUAGAGUUCGAUCUCAUUUUGUAGGAUGCAUUUUGAAGAAUUCACCUCAGUUUAAAGCCAACUAUGCUGAACUGGUUAUGGGAAAUCCUAGUCCAGUACUUGUCUACCAGAUUUCUUCUAACGAAACCCGGGUCCUUGUUGACAUUCAAGGUGAAAUGCCAAAGAACCUUAAAGAAUAUAUGAUUGAGAAAGUUUAUCCACAGCUACCAGAGCAUCUGCAGGAACCUUUCCUAAUAGCUGUACAGAAUGAUCGCUUGAGGUCUAUGCCUGCAAGCUUCUUGCCUCCUACACCUGUGAACAAAGCAGGAGUGAUGCUUCUGGGAGAUGCUUACAACAUGAGGCACCCCCUAACAGGCGGAGGAAUGAGUGUUGUAUUUAAUGACAUCAAGAUAUGGAGGCACUUGCUGCAAGCUGUUCCAGAUUUAUAUGAGGACUCUGCUGUUUUGCAGGCCAAAAAGACCUUUUACUGGACACGAAGAAAAUCCUACUCUUUUGUUGUGAAUGUUCUUGCACAGGCUCUGUAUGAAUUGUUUUCUGCUGCAGAUGAUUCUCUGAAUCAGUUAAGGGCAGCCUGCUUCUGUUACUUCAAGCUGGGUGGUGAGUGUGUCUCUGGACCAGUUGGAUUGCUUUCAAUCCUGUCACCGAAGCCUAUUGUUCUGAUAGGCCACUUCUUUGCUGUUGCUCUCUAUGCUGUUUAUUUCAACUUCAAGUCAGAAUCCUGGAUCAACAAGCCCCGUGCGGUUUUCAAAAGCUUUGCUGUGAUGUUCCGGGCUUGUUCUGUCUUAUUCCCACUCAUAUACUCUGAAAUGAAGUACCUUGCCUAUUAAACCUGAAGAAACAAAUCUACAGGGAGAGGGAGAAUUUAAAAACUCUUUACAGACCAUCUUGUGGAUAUGACAUCGUUUUGUCCUGUUGUUUUGUUAUUCUAAAAAAAAAGAAGAAUCAGUUCCUGAGAGGGAAAACAAUCCAACCUGGCUUUAUUUUGUGAUUUGUAGUUGUGUAUCUUUAUACAGAGAGAUAAGACAUUGACAAGGAAUCUCCUUGUAGUUGUUAAUACCUGGUAUGCAGGAAAAUGUAUAAUCCUUGCAA
Messenger RNA from Anolis carolinensis (green anole), 2625 nucleotides. It is a transcript of the gene sqle, whose product is annotated as squalene epoxidase. Gene Ontology annotation, cellular component: membrane; endoplasmic reticulum. The record is from RefSeq and is a predicted model, not a curated record. The coding region runs from base 645 to 2363 and encodes 572 amino acids. Gene Ontology annotation, biological process: sterol biosynthetic process; cholesterol metabolic process. Lineage: Eukaryota; Metazoa; Chordata; Lepidosauria; Squamata; Anolidae. Gene Ontology annotation, molecular function: flavin adenine dinucleotide binding; squalene monooxygenase activity. The transcript has 12 exons.